UACCUAGGGUUCCUGUUGAUUAAUUUUUAGGAAUGUUCACAACUAUAUAUAAAUGCCAUGACCAUCAUAACUUUCUAUAACUUCUUCUCAAUUUCUCUUGUAUUUCUUGAAUUUUAUCAUCGCACGGUCCUCAAAUGGCACAAAAGAAAGUGGUGGUGAAGAUGAUGACCAUGACCGAUGAAAAGACUAAGCAGAAGGCCAUAGAGGCUGUUGCUGACAUUUUAGGAGUGGAUUCAAUUGCAGCGGAUAUGAAGGAGCAGAAGCUGACCAUCAUAGGAGAAAUGGAUACAGUUGCAUUAGCAAAAAAGCUGAAGAAAACAGGAAAAAUAGACAUAAUAUCAGUCGGCCCGGCUAAAGAGGAAAAGAAAGAGGAAAAGAAGAAAGAUGAGAAGAAAUGAUAAAUGGUUAACCAUGCUUAAUCAUCAUUUUCCAGUACCUGGUUUACUUUUUUAUUUUUUAUUUUUAAUUAUUAUUGUCGACAUAUAAAAUGGAAAAUGUUAGUCCUGUCUCCAUCAAUCCGCGUAGGUAGGAUUUGUAAAGUAUAGUUCUCAUGAGUUUGUUUAUGCAUAUAUCAAUUUAUGAGCACUCA
Molecule: messenger RNA, 589 nt
Organism: Cornus florida
Lineage: Eukaryota; Viridiplantae; Streptophyta; Magnoliopsida; Cornales; Cornaceae
Product: heavy metal-associated isoprenylated plant protein 39-like
Exons: 3
Coding region: 135-398 (87 amino acids)
Molecular function (GO): metal ion binding
Source: RefSeq, a predicted model, not a curated record